AUGUUCCGUGACCCGCCGCCGCCGUACUCACCUGUCCCAGGACAACCCGAGAAUGCGCAACCUCCGCCCUUUGCAGGCUCCACACUCUCCUUGUCACCACCCACCCGCGCCUCGCUCUUCUCCGAGCAACUGUCUGGCCUGAGCGGCCAAAUCCUCGAGCAGCAGGCCGCCCGCUCUUCCGCCCGCGACCUGCGCGACCACGAAACACUCUCGCUCCUGGUGCCCCUAUUUGAAGCGCUCCUCGAGUCCAUAGCAGCCAUCAACCCCCCGCCCACUCUCGUCGAAGCAACCUUUGUGCCGGAGGAAGCCGUCGACAAGAGCUGGGCAUGCAGCGAUGCCGAAAGCAGCCAGCGCGGACGUGUGACCAAGCUGUUCCGUGUCGGGACGCAGAGCAAGGCAGACGGCCGCAGGAACAGGUCGUCGACGCCGUGCCAGCCGGGCUCUAGCCCUCGCAGCAAAAACCAGCCAGAGGAGUUUGACGGGUGGGGGCGAUGGAAAGACGAGCACGCGGCGUGCGUCUCCGAUCCCGACGCCGGCAUGUGGUGGUCGGACGAGGAUAUGGCCCGGCGUCUGGCUAGGCACUUGGAACCAAACCGUGCCACGGCGUCUGCUGACACUCAGCCGGCCAGGCCUCCAGUCGAGCGAAGCGGGCAAGAGGGCAGCAGGGCCGGUCGCUGGUCACUGUUCAAGACGGCAGAGCCUCGGCCAGGCGACUUGACGGCGUCUCCGUGUGAGGGGACCACGGCUCACCGAGCGGCACGGGAUCAUGUGGGGAUGGCGGUCAAGGCGGAGGAGACGACGUUUCGGAGGCAGAGCGAGAUGGGUAUCUGGGAGAGCAAGACUGGAUGGGCUUUGGUGGUGAGCGUGAGCAUUCGACUGGGGUCGAGGAGUGCCGAGCCCUGA
Molecule: messenger RNA, 903 nt
Organism: Ustilaginoidea virens
Lineage: Eukaryota; Fungi; Ascomycota; Sordariomycetes; Hypocreales; Clavicipitaceae
Exons: 1
Coding region: 1-903 (300 amino acids)
Source: RefSeq, a predicted model, not a curated record